Messenger RNA from Limulus polyphemus (Atlantic horseshoe crab), 1401 nucleotides. RefSeq names its product beta-1,4-galactosyltransferase galt-1-like. Bases 1 to 1401 code for a protein of 466 amino acids. The record is from RefSeq and is a predicted model, not a curated record. NCBI's taxonomy places the organism in Eukaryota, Metazoa, Arthropoda, Merostomata, Xiphosura, Limulidae. The transcript has a single exon.
AUGACGAAGACAACAAUCCUAGGCGUUACUAUUAUCUUGUGUACACUGCUGCUUAUCAACCGCACCAGUGAGUUUAAAUAUGUUUGGAAAAAUAACUAUACAUUUGUUCAUUCGAAUGGUAUGUUUCCAGUGAGAGAGAUUUUACUUUAUGAUAUUGAAAGAAAAAUGUCCCCAGAAUCAAAACCCGAUAACGAGUACAGAAUGAGAAAUGGACAUUUGAAGAUUAAUCCUGAAACAACGAAAAAUAGUCCAAGUUCUUGGGUGGACAACUGGAUAGAGGUUACUUCUAAUUUACAUAUUUACUCAGCUUAUUUAGACAAUCGCCCUUUGGUUCCACAUCAUCCAGUUAUACGAAUAUUUGGGUGGUCCACAUUAGAAGUUACAAAACUUCAAAAUAUGAGAUGCUUAACCAAAGUCAAAUAUUUGGGUCAACAAGCAGAUCUACGAAUAUUCCCAGUUACGAAGGUAGUUAAAAUAGGAUUAACGUCCAAAAGCUUUCUUUGUUCCAUCCCCUUUGGCUAUCACAAAAAAAUACUUUCAGUAUCAUUGUCAUUUUCGAGUUUUCAAAACUCGAAAUGGAUUAAUGUUCACCAUAUACCAAAUUCAAUGAAGCCUGAAGCUCAAGGAAGAAUUGCAGUCUGCACUCCUCCAUUUUAUAACUAUAUAAACGACACCUACUUGCUGGCACAAUUUCUGGCCUUUCAUCAUGUUGUUGGGAUCGAUCACUUCACCUUUUAUGACUUCCAAACAAACCAAAAAAUACGCGACCUGAUUCAUAGGUUAUCUGAGAAUGGAUUCCCUAUUGUUCUCUUGCCGUGGAGUGCUUUCUGGAAAGUUUCAAUUCCUUUAAGUCACUAUCGAGAAGGAGGACAUGCACAUUUAACUCAAAUUCAGGACUGCCUUUAUCGACAUAUGCAUCAUUAUGAAUAUGUUAUUGAUCUUGACAUGGAUGAAUUUCUUGUUCCUUAUGAAAACAAAACAAUAACCCAAAUAUUAUCUAACUUUAGUAGCUGCACUGUUUGCGGUGCUUACAGAUUCAGACAGUCUAUUUUUUGUUUGAAGUUUCCAUCUAUGACAGAUGCGCAUAAUGAUUUUCAGUCACUCAUGACACUUGAGAAGGUAUUUGGAAAACCACUUGGCUUAAAGAACUGGCCAGAUUACUUGAAAUAUAUUGUUCGUCCAGAAACCGUUGUUUAUGGCGGCAUUCAUAAAGUUUGGGAAAUGCUGCCCAAUAAAAGUGAAAUAAAUGUUGACAGAGGCAUUCUAAUUCAUCAUUACAGAAACAUUGUGGUUUGUAACUUUGAGAAAGAGAAAAAUCAGUUGAUUGAAGAUCAUACAAUUCCAGAACUUUAUGGAAAACAGAUGCUACAACUAAUGCAUAAGUGGAAAAAUAUUUUAUAA